Messenger RNA from Penicillium cosmopolitanum, 1257 nucleotides. RefSeq lists its product as uncharacterized. Bases 1 to 1257 code for a protein of 418 amino acids. The record is from RefSeq and is a predicted model, not a curated record. Lineage: Eukaryota; Fungi; Ascomycota; Eurotiomycetes; Eurotiales; Aspergillaceae. Gene Ontology annotation, molecular function: O-methyltransferase activity. The transcript has 3 exons.
AUGGCGACUCUCCGCGAAACACUCACGAUUGUCAAGCAGAUGGGCGACCUCUUUGCCGGAGAGGUAGAUGCUGCUGGAUACAGCAAAUACGCAUUUGAGCCAGACAAUUCUCCCUCCGACUUCGCCUUUCUCAGCACUGACGCCGAAAUGGCCCGAGAGGAGCUCAUCGCGGCAGCCGAACGGGUCUUGCUCCUCGCGCGAGGUCCCCAAGGCAGCCUCGGCGAGUAUCGUCAAACGGGCCUCGUCAUGGGAACCGUCCACUCGCUCAUCGAGAUGGGAAUUCCCGAACUGAUUCCUCUGGGUCAAGCAAUUCACUUUGAAAAGCUGGCCAGGGGUGCUAAAAUGGCCGUGGAAUUGCUGCGCCGACUGGUGUCUCUGGCCAGUGCGUCAGGCUUCCUGCGCCGCGAUGGUGAUUACGUCCGACACAGUGCCAUGUCGGCUUGCCUGGUACAAGAUGUCUACACGGCCGAUGCCACGCGGUUCAUGCUCGGAGUCGAUAUGCGCGCCAAUGCCUACGUGGCCGCCUCGGUCGUCCGUGAUCCCACCGGCCAGACCCCUGAGAGCGCUCCCUUCGCGCUGUCCUUGCAGGCCAGCGGCCCAAAACCGACCACGUACUGGGAUUUCUUGGAGCAGAACCCCAUCGAAUGUCGUCGCUUCCGCCAGAUAAUGGAGAAACUCAGUGCCGCUCCGACCCGGUCAGUCGCGGCCGUUCCAAUGGCGUUCGACUGGACCCAGGUCAACACGGUUGUUGAUGUGGGAGGUUCCGGCGGACAUGCAGCGCUUGCUAUCACCGAACAAUACAAACACCUCCAGAUCACCGUCCAGGACCUGGACGAGGUGCUGAAACAACGCCCUUUGCUGACCAGCAAUGAUGGCUCCCGCAUCUCUUUCAUGGCGCACGACUUCCACCUCCCGCAGCCGAUUGUCGCUGAUGCCUAUCUGCUGCGGUUCGUCUUGCACGACUGGCCGGACCGUGUCUGCCAGGAUAUCAUCCGCAAUCUCCUGCCGGCCUUGCGCCCCGGUGCCCGUGUGAUGGUAAUGGAGUUGACGCUGCCGGAGCCGGGCACACUGCCGGGCUGGCUGGAGAAGAUUAUGUACAUCAACGAUAUAGCUAUGUUUGCGCUGUGCAGUGGGCAAGAGCGCUCAGUGCGGCAGCUGCGGUCGUUAAUAGAGACAUGCGAGCCGCGGUUGGAGUUCGAGGCGGCGACCACGCCCCCAGAGAGUCAUUCUACGUUACUCAGCUGGAUUAUGCGUUAG